AUUGCGCAGUUCAAUUUUGAGUUUACUUCAAGACCUAUCCGUCAAGAUGCAUCUUAUGUAUACUUUGGACCAGGAUGGAAAGCGGGUUUAUACCCUGAAGAAGGUCACUCCCACCGGGGAGGUCACAAAGAGCGCUCACCCCGCUCGCUUUUCUCCGGACGACAAGUAUUCUCGUCACCGUGUUACGCUGAAGAAGAGAUAUGGCCUUCUGCUUACCCAGCAGGCUGACAAAGAGGCUGCGCAGCUAUAGAGCCGGAGAAGUCAAUAUGACGGAGUAAUAUAAAAAGGGGGUUUCUGCUUCAUUUGCUGGCGAAUGGUGUUCAAUACGGAUCAAGAUGAUACGAGAUUUUCGGAUUUUCCAAUACCAAUCACUUCGUUCAAGG
Aspergillus nidulans FGSC A4 is the source of this 383-nucleotide messenger RNA. Its product is annotated as snoRNP complex protein nop10. The coding region runs from base 47 to 250 and encodes 67 amino acids. The transcript has 5 exons. Gene Ontology annotation, molecular function: snoRNA binding. The record is from RefSeq and is a predicted model, not a curated record. NCBI's taxonomy places the organism in Eukaryota, Fungi, Ascomycota, Eurotiomycetes, Eurotiales, Aspergillaceae. Gene Ontology annotation, biological process: ribosome biogenesis; pseudouridine synthesis. Gene Ontology annotation, cellular component: nucleolus.